GUUCGGCAGCGGCGGCUUGGGCUGCGGCAUCGACAGCGACAGCAAUAGCAAACAACACAUCCUCCUCCUCCUCCACCAGCCCGGUCGAAGGCAUGGCGUUCAACGGCGACGGUCCCCACUCGAAGAGGCAGCGUCUCGAGGAGUCCGGACACAGGAAUCACGAGUACGGUGGCUACGGAGACGAACCACGACGCAAAAGGGAAGACAAUAAUAAACCGAAUCACGUAUUGCUGUUUACAAUUAUCAACCCAGUAUAUCCUAUCACGGUGGAAGUUCUGCACGCCAUCAGUCACUCGAGCGGGCAAGUUCAGCGCAUCGUUAUCUUCAAGAAGAAUGGAGUCCAAGCCAUGGUUGAGUUCGACUCGGUCGAAUCUGCCACGAGAGCGAAGGAGACACUUCACGGAGCCGACAUAUACUCUGGAUGCUGCACGCUGAAGAUCGAUUACGCAAAGCCAACAAAAUUGAACGUUUACAAGAAUGACUCGGAGAGCUGGGAUUAUACAACGCCUGGUCCUGCAGGCGCCCACAAAAAUGACAGCAGCACGGGCAACGGGAGGCCGGCACCGUUAUUGGCUGAACCUCGCUACGGGGCUGCCCCUCAGCCAUACGGUAAACGAUUAUUGCCACUUCCAAAAGGAGCCAGCGUGACCGGACAGUUCGGCGCGGGUGGCGCCGGCGCUCACGAGCGCUACGACGACAGCUUCAACGGGCCGGCCGGUUACGGCGCCGAGCCCUACUCCGUGGACCGCUACGGCAUCAAGGGCUCCGGGCCCGAGUUCGCCGUCAGGGAGCCCCUGCACCCGACGCCCGGCGUGCCCGGCAGACCGGGCGGCGGCGGCGGCGGCGGUGGCGGGGCCUACGCGGGCGCCCUGAACCAGGCACCCGGAGCCAGCAGCAAUCAGGGCUCGGUGAUGAUGGUCUACGGCCUGCAGCCCGACAAGGUCAACACCGACAAGCUGUUCAAUCUGUUCUGCCUGUACGGCAACGUGAGCAAGGUCAAGUUCCUGAAGACCAAGGAGGGCUGCGCCAUGAUUCAGAUGGGCGACAGCAUCGCGGUGGAGCGCUGCCUGCAGAAUCUCAACAACGUGAUGAUCGGCGAGGACGCCGGCAAAUUGCAGCUGGGCUUCUCCAAGCAGGCUUUCCUGUCGGACGUGACCAAUCCCUACCAGCUGCCGGACAAGUCGCCGAGCUUCAAGGAUUUCUCCGGCAGCAAGAACAAUCGCUUCCUGAAUCUGGCGAUGGCCAACAAGAAUCGCAUCCAGCCGCCGUCCAAGAUCGUGCACUUCUUCAACACGCCGCCGGAUCUCACCGAGGAGACGGUCAAUCAGGUGUUCGUCGAUCGCGGCAUCGACUCGCCCAUCACGGUCAAACUGUUCCCACUGAAGUCCGAGCGCUCGUCGUCCGGCCUCAUCGAGUUCAGUAGCGUCGGGGUGGCCGUUGCGGCAAUUAUGGAGUGCAAUCACACGGCUAUCGAGAACAGCAACGGAAAAUUCCCCUACAUAAUGAAGUUGUGCUUCUCCUCGUCGCGCACUAUACCUAGCAAUUUCCCCCCAAGCAGCAGUUCAUCGAGCUCUGCUAACAAUGGCCACGCAAAAAUGCAGCAAGACUCGGAAUAGAACGGCGAGGCCCAGGGUCAGCAGCGUCAGCGUCUACAACAGCAGCAGCAGCAGCAGCAGCAACAGCAGCAGCAACAACAACAGCAUCAACAGCAGCAGCAACGACAGCAGCAACAACAGCAGCAGCGUCAAAGAGCAGCCCUAGGAGCUCUUGGACUAGGGCUGCAUCCGCAACUCUGUACGUCUCAGCAGCAGCAGCAACAGCAGCAACAGCAGCAGGCGGCCGCAGCAGCGGCAGCAGCCUCCGCCGCUCUCGCACUGUCCCCGGUAUUGCCUCCGCACGCGGCACAUCCACCGCACCCACCUCCCUUGCCUCCGCCGCCCACCUGUCUACUCAUCGCAGCGCCUAGCCUCACGGCUCAUUAUCAGACGGCCGCGCCACCUCCUCCACCGCCCCUGCCGCCGACGGCCUUUUGGCCCUACUAAAAAAAAAAACUGCUAUCAUUGAAACUUUCGAUAAUCAUUCCGCUGCUGCUGAUGCGAAGAUGCGCCAUACAUUCACCAUCGGUUGCGACGCUGAAAGAAUGAGGGAGAGAGAGAGCUGCUUACCCCCCACUCACCGAAAAAAAAAUUAGCGCGACUCGCGAGCAAUUGUAAUUUUUUUUUUAAUUUUAUUAAUGCGAAGAUAAACAAAACCUUGUCAUCGUACACAGGAAGCUCUGCGCUUUGAAUCGCGUUCGUAAGGUUUCUGCCUCGAAAAGACUCGCGAUGCUUAGUCAAAACAGCUUGUUAUACAUCGCUUUCAUACAAAGCAAUACUUUUUAUCAUACUCGACUGUAAACGUAAGUUGCGUACUGUACGAUAAAAACACUCGCUUGCGAUGUAAAAAUAAUAAUAAUAAUAAUUGAUAAAGAUAAACAAUUGAGGAGGGACACAAGUUUUACGCAGCUUGUGCGUAGCAGAGCGUUUGUUAUGGCUUUGCCGCCACUUUCAACUUUUUGACUACAUAGACAUUGACAUGAUAUUUUAUGUUUAAAUUAAGCUGUAGCAUUAAAGACAAAAAAAAAUAGGGCGCAACAUGAUGAGCGGCACUAAUCGAAUUAUCACUACCAAUGAUUUUUGUGUUGAUAUACUUUAUUCUGUGUUCCUUUUUACUCUACGAUAAUUAUUUUUCUAAUUUUAUUCAAGCAUAGAUUUUUCUGCAUUGGUAAUUUACUUGAAUGGAUGGUUUGAUUUAUGCGUGAAUUGAAUCAAUUACGUGUUUUAUCAACAAUUUGCACGACUCGUGUUUUAUUGUUAUCUAUUUUAAUUUUAUGUUAAUUGCAAAGUACUAAGGCUACUUUAGUAUAGUUAUAACAUUGAAUUACCGAAAAUAAUUAAGAUGCAGCCUCUUAUAUGUAUAUAUGUUAUAAUAAAUUGAACUGCUCUUAGAGUUAUUGAUAAAAUACUGUCAUUUUUAACUAUAAAAAACAAAGUGUAUUUUGUAAUUUGAAUUCAAUUUUUUAUUAUAAAAACAAAACGAAUAAAUGAUGAGCAACGUUAUUCUCGAUAAUCUAAUUUUCUAUAAGGAUCGCACCCUCGAAUCAAAUAAUAUUAAUUUAAAUACAGCUAAAUUGAACUCACGUGUGCGUUCAAUGUAAUCAAAAUGCGUGAACGAAAGUUCCUUUCACAUUUUUGCUCGAAGCACAACUUACAUAAUGUUGGAUUUUUAAACCUUGCAUAGAAUGUAACGAACGCCAUUUAUUUUGAAACUAAUCAUUCACGCUUGAUAUUUGAAUAUUGAACACCGUCGAUAAUAACGCAGGUGUCUCGAUCUCUGCGGGCUAAACUGUAGAAAGAAAUUAUUUGUACGUUCACGAAUUGACCUAUGUUGUAUGACCAUUGAUAAUCACUUCUUGAGUACGCGAAGAUAUAGUUGUACAGCGCAUGACAACGAAGGCUUGUCUUGAUUGAAGAGUUUGCUUGUUUAAACGCUCAUUUUUAGGCUCUUCGCUUUAUUACAUCCGGACAAAUGUGUAAACGCCGAAGAGCUAGUCGUCAUUUUUUUAAUAAAAAAAAAAAACGGUCUUGUGAUAAGCAAAAGGCUUAUUUGCAAGCCUUAUCGAUUUAAAAUGAAAUGAUAUCUUUGUAUAGCUUUAUAUUACACUCACACACGUGAAUAAAUAUUUUAUUUUUCUGGAUGUUUAGCGCUAUUAUGCAAUAUAUAUACAAAACUAUUAUAGACGUGUAAUUUAUUAAACAUUUUAAAUUGCAUAUCGCGUCAGUAAACGAAAUAAUGAAUGACUUAUUAGUUAGGAAAUGGUGUAAAGUAGGCGUGAAUAAAUUUUCAAAUCAGCUGUGAAUUGUGUAUGCUAAACAAAAAAAAAACAAAAUAUAAUGUGAAAUUCGAUGAAUCUAAUGAUAAAAAAUUUUUAAACGAUAUUCUUUAUCACUUUACAAUACAUACAUCGGGGGAACGAUUUAAUAAUAAUUAAAGCAACAAAAAUGGACUGCAACUCGAUCAAUUAUUGAUGUAUACAAUUAUACAAAAAAAACAUUUGAGGUUGUAACAAGUAGUGUCGUUUUACCUUUUAAUCAAUGAUGAGUAUAUCGAUUAAUGACACGAAUGCGUAUCAAACUUUUUUCGACAAGCAAGUAAAUUCGUAAAUAAAAACAUAUCCUUCAUUCUAUUGUAAUAUGUAUAUAUUUGCAAGUGUUAGAAAAUGAGUUUCGACCGUUUUUAUGGAUGAUUAUCAUGUUUUAAUGCAAGGUACAUAUAUUUUUAGCUAUUUCCGGCAAAUUGAAAGGGUCGAGGACCAAACGUGACUGUAUGUGCGCGUUUAGUCGAGCAUCAAAAGAGUUACGAGGAAAUUGUAUGCGUUUGUCAUACUGAAUAAGUUAUGUCAAUAUUACAUGUAUAAAUUGCAUAUCGUUAGCAUACGGUUGUUUAACUAAUUCAUUACGAUUGUUGUUUGGUUAUUGGUUAAUUAAUGAUACUUCACUAUUUUAGGAUUAAAUACUGCCAGGAGCGCUUGUUUGCUUACUCUGUAACGUUUGUUUUGGACAAACUUGUAUUUAUUAUGUACCGUGGCGCGGAGAAUAGAAAAUACGUCAUUGAACAUAUUAAAAACUCGACGACGUCGUUUGGGUAUAACUUUGUGAUGAUAUGCACAUUCGUUGAUGCAAUCGACUUUUUAAUGUGUAACUUUUGUAGUUCUAUUCGAGAGACAUUUCUAUCAUAUAUAAAUGCUUGAUGAAAAAAAAAGAAAAAAAAAUGAAGAAGAAACUCGAGUUGUUUAUUCAAAAUGAAUAAUUAAAAGAAAUAUAAAAAUCAUUCCAAUUGCGAAGUAGAAUAAUUAAGCGAAAAAUAAUGAUCGAUAAUUAGUAGGAGAAAAUUAGUUUCGCGCAUCUUAAAUAAACGUACAUUAAUAUUAAACGUAUGUAUCGUUACAGAACAAGCAGAAGCGUAGUUGUAGUAUACUAGUUCCCAAGUAUUAUUGUAGUGAUACAAAACAUUUCCCACACAUAUCAUACACCCUAACUUCCCCUACUUCUCUCCCUCAAAAAAAGCUAUCGACGGAUAACUUUAUAUCAUAUCAAUGUCUUUUUAGGUAUUUAUAGUAAUUUAAUCGCAAAAAUCUGUGUGAUUGCAUAUAAAACAAAACAUUUAUAUAGAAAAAUAUGUAUAUAUGUAUCUCCAACCAUACGUAUUAAGAUACGAAACGUAUUGGAGCAAUUCGUAUAAUAAGUCUCGUUUACUGCAUAAAACUAUCAUUUUUACUCUAUACGCUCUGCCGAAUGUGAAUAUUUGCACAAUUGUUUCGUUCCAUUUUGAACUAAUCCGAAUUGGUCUUUGUACUUUUUUCCCCAAUUUUUUUUUUUUUUUUUUUACGUAAAUUCAAUUAAAGAGCGCAUUAAGAAUUGACAGAAAGAGAGAAAGAAAAAGAGAGAGAGAGAGAAAGAGAGAAACUGCAUCCUUGAUGAAUGGUGUGAAGCUAAAUAAUGUGAUUCGUGUUCAUUACUCUAUUAGAUUGAUCGACUGUUAAAAGAAUGUACCUCUUUUAUUUGAGCUUGCUCUAUUUGUUCCAAGUAGAGCAAGACACCGUGUACAUAGUACAUACUUUGACUGGGUUUUCACCUCAACUUGCAUCCUCAGUUAUUUUGUAAACGAUAUUUUAUAUAAUAAUAUUUAAUUGAAUAUCUCAUUGUUUGAAUGGAACAUUUCUCCGACUUCAACAGGAUAUAUUUGCUGCGAAAAAAAUAAAGAAUAUGUAAGAAUUUUUCUAUUACUUCUCGUUAGCGCGUGAUAAAAAAAAAUAAACGAAAAGGGAAAUAAAUGAAGAUGCAAGAUGGCCUAAAUUUUCUGCGCAUCUGUUUUGUCUGUUGAUAUGUAUAUGUAUAUUUGAUCCACGAAAGGGUCUCUGAGCUCUGUCUUCCCACGACUAAGUUUAAAAAAAAAAGAUAAGACAAAUUAGAUACAAUAAGAUUUGUUGACUGUAUACAUUAUAUUAUGCAUUAUAAAUAUAUAUAUAAAUAUAAUAACGUAUAACGGAAGUAUCGCCAUGAUAUUCCCCAAAACACAUUGUGAGCGGCGCGUGACAUUAAUCUCUAAGAUUGUUUGCGCUUCGAGUUCGAUACGACUUUGUCUUUGCACUUGAAUGAAAAAAAAUAUAUUGAAAGAAUCGGGGUAAGAUGAUUCAAAUUAUGUGUAUUAUACAUGAUAUUAUUAUCAUUACAAUUAUGAUUAUUGUAUUAUCAUUUGCUAGUGAUUAGCAAGCGUUUUUUCGCUCUAUAUCGAAAAAAUCACGGAUGUAAAUUUGCGUUCGAACGAAGCUGCGUUUCCGGGACCUAUAUUGAUGAAAAACAAAACACUAUACGCGACACGAGAAAGAGAGGCAAUUAUUUAUAUUUUUCAAGUGCAGAUGGCAGUGUAUAAGAAUUUUUGGAUUUCAUCAUUGCGCGAUUUGAAAAAAAAACAAUUGCGCUCGAUAAUUCGUCGUAUAAAAAUUUAUUGUAUAUUAUAAGAACAAUAUAUAGUUUCUAGAAAGAUUAAAAAAAAAGAAAGAAAGCAAAAAAUAAUAGACAUACUGUACGUCAUGGAAACAAUUGUAAGUCUUUCGCAUACCUCGAAAUAUUAUAAGCUGUAAAACGUACCGAGGGUAAUGAAAAAGUAAAAAAACUCCAAAAAAUGAGAAAAAAAUUAGUUUAGCCGAUGGAAAAUAAUUGCACGCGUGUGUGUACGCUCGACGUUAAUGGUCGCCUAUAAUACACACACGCGUAGCAUGUAUGUGCAUAAUUUACUGCGAGAGCCAUAAGCGCGCAUCACUAUUAAUUAGAUAUAUAAAAAAAAAUACUAAAUGUAAUGAUAAAAAAAUGACGUGAGAAAAGGAAUUUUCGAAGCACGUUCGAAACAAAUAUUUACGCUUGUUGGCAGAACGAAAAUAAGAAAAAAAAAGAUGAAACAAUGAGCGAUACGAAGUAAAGGAAAAAAGGAAGGAAAGGAAAAAAAACCCAAUUAUGAAUAUUACAAUAAUAAUAGAUGAAAGCAAAUCGAGUUUUGUGAAAAGGGGAAGUGUAAUAUGUGUAUAUUACUGUAUGUCGUACGCUGUAAUGUUUGAAUUUGCGAGUCAAUUAUCUGUGCCUAGCAGCCCUGCGCACCCUACCAAAUAAUGUACCACCGUUAUGAUAAAAACAGAGAAAAAAAAAUAAGAACAGUAAAAAAACCAAUUAUAAACGAUUUGAAGUAUUGAUCAAUUUUAAGAAAAUGUACAUUCACUCGAAGAAUUAUCGUAAGGAAAGAGGAGAAGAUGGGUCGAUGAGAGCAAAAGUCAAAUUAAUGAAUCGCGCUGUUUUUUCUCUACGAUAAUGUAUAUAAUUUUCAACGCUGCAACUUUUUUGCACACACGAUAUAAUUGAAGAAAUUUUUCGAAACUUUUUCAAUAAAAUUUCGACGGGAACAAGGAAAAUUUUUUCGAACAAAAAGAAGAUGAAACUUAAUCAAACGCUGCGCCGUUUUCAGGCAUUUAUUGGACGUUACGAUUGGAUAUUCGAACAAAAACGGGGGCAAUUUACGGUUGCUCGUUGCAUCUCGCCUGUUCUGCUCCUCUUUUUACUUAUUGCCAAUUUUUUCACAGAAUGUUUUACGAAAUAGCCAACGAUGAAAAACAAAAAAAAAAAUAUUAAACACGCUGCAAUGUAUACCUGUGAGAAAAAAGGAUAUAUAUAUAUAGAUGACAACUAAAUACGUAAUA
Trichogramma pretiosum is the source of this 7786-nucleotide messenger RNA. RefSeq names its product heterogeneous nuclear ribonucleoprotein L (gene sm). The coding region runs from base 93 to 1616 and encodes 507 amino acids. Gene Ontology annotation, molecular function: mRNA binding. NCBI's taxonomy places the organism in Eukaryota, Metazoa, Arthropoda, Insecta, Hymenoptera, Trichogrammatidae. Gene Ontology annotation, cellular component: nucleus. The transcript is spliced from 9 exons. The record is from RefSeq and is a predicted model, not a curated record. Gene Ontology annotation, biological process: mRNA processing; regulation of RNA splicing.